GCCACCAUCAUCAACCACAGCAGGUGAUAAUGAUGUUUCCUGCUUUCAUCCUCAUUGGGGCUAGCCAGACCAACUUGGGGCUGUACUGGGGUGACGCUGUGUGCCUCAGGUGUAUCUGGAGGGCUGAGAUAGUGAGAAGGCACAGAUGCAGGGUGGUGAGGCAGUGUUCAUCCCAGGGGCACACCACACAGGGUCAGCAACACAGAUGGUGGUGGAGAGGCACCUGUGGGACGCCCAGGGGAACACCAAACACAACCUUGACAGACAGAAGAGUUUAUUGAUGAAGUGUGGAAGAAGAGGAGAAAGGAACAAUGAUAUUCGACCAGCUGCGGCAUCUGGGGGCUUCACUUGACUGGGACAGCUGGGACAUGGAUGCAGCGAGAGACUGGCCUGUGUGUCUGUCUGUACAUCCUGACGGAAGCGUUUGUCCGUCCGUACGAUGCUGGGCUGGUGUACCGCAAGGAGGCUCUCGUCAACUGGUGCUGCAGCCUUCAGUCGGCCAUCUUGGACAUUGAAGUGGACCACCUGCACCUGACAGGACCCACGGAGCUGGCAGUCCCGGGGUACAGCAAACCGGUCAGCUUCGGAAAGAUGUGGGACUUCCCUUACAGACUGGCAGACUCAGGAGGGCAUGGCAUAGCUAGCUGGACAACAUCACAGACUGGUGUGUCUCCCGGCAGCUCUGGUGGGGCCACAGAAUGCCAGUGUACCACAUUACUGCAGCAGAUGGCGAGGAGGUGUGGGUGGCGGCUGCUCGGAGGAGGAUGCAAGGCGGAAGGCUGUGGAGAAGGAAGCAGGAGGAAGAUCUGGACACCUGUUUCUCCUCUGGCCUCUCCCUUUGCCUCGCUGGGCUGGCCGGGUCAGGGGAGGGGAGAGACCAUGCCUGACCUUGCUCGCUUCUACGCAACGACCUUGAAGACGAGUCACGGCAUCCUCUUGUGGGUGGCUCAGGUGGUCAUGCCGGGACUCGACUUGACGGGGAGGCUUUCCUUUGAGACUGUGCUGCUGCAUGGCCUCCAGGGUGAUGGUGGCGGCCACAAGACGUCCAAGUCCUGGGGCAGUGUGAUAAACCCCCUGGAUGUCAUCAGUGGGGUGUCCCUGGAGGUGUGUGACUUGCUGGUGCUGUGUAUUCUGUACUGGUGUUCAUUGGCUGUGGUGAGCAGUACCUUGACAGCAGGUACUGUGCGAGAGGGUGGAGGGGACCCUGAAUGCAGAAGAGGUACUCGCUUGUCUCGUAUGAAGUCCCCCACAGGCAUCCCAGAGUGUGGAGCUGAUGCCCUUCGCUCCACCCUGUGCUCCACCAGCUUCAGGAGUCAGUGUGGCAUAGAUAGAUGUGGAUGACUGUGGUGUCUUGUCUUGUGUGGAGUUACAAGGUUGGUGUAUGGAUGGAACCGUCACCCCAAACAAUGAGUGGUGGAGGGUGCGUUCUGCGUUGACAGCCAGCAUGAGCGGUGACAGGAGCCAUGGGUGCCUUGCCUCCUCGCACCACCACCACAAGCACCACCACUCCUGCCAUCACCUACAAGGGG
Molecule: messenger RNA, 1529 nt
Organism: Scylla paramamosain (green mud crab)
Lineage: Eukaryota; Metazoa; Arthropoda; Malacostraca; Decapoda; Portunidae
Product: valine--tRNA ligase, mitochondrial-like
Exons: 10
Coding region: 373-1341 (322 amino acids)
Biological process (GO): valyl-tRNA aminoacylation
Cellular component (GO): cytosol
Molecular function (GO): valine-tRNA ligase activity; ATP binding
Source: RefSeq, a predicted model, not a curated record